AUGUAUGGACGAAAACGAAAUAGUAUUACAUCGUAUUCACAAUACAGUGAAGAUGAACACGACGAAUUGUCGAGCACCGGUUCGACAUUGGUGAUGUUGGUUAUUCAUAAUCUUGAUCACAUGAUGCAACCACAUGAAUGGGAAACAUUGUUGACAAGGGAAAUUCAUGGAGCUCGCAUUUUAGGUGUUGUUGUUGUUCGGGAACAAACACUAACGCGUCCGUGGGGUGAAGGUGAAUUAACUGCAUAUAUAUUCACUCGACAUGAUGCUUCACUUAUUCGACAAUACUUACACAAUCGACGUCUUGGUUUUCGACGUUUACAUGUCGAUGCUAUUGUGAGCGAAGGUAGCAUCGAAGUUUUCCUUGUACAUAAAAUUCUUCAAUUACUCAAAAUUAAUCCACAAAUGUCUGAUGUCGUUGUUGAACAACGUGUCAGUCACUUUUUUCGACGAAUUCCAGCGACAGUUCGUCCCCGAGAUUAUGAUCGUACAGCUGUAAUGCGUUUAAUUCAUGAAUCGAUGGGUAUUCCUGUUUCACCUCCCGCAACAAGUGAAGAAAGUGAAGUGGAAAGCGAAUCGUCCCCAUCGCGACCAUCGUCGUUGAAUCAUUCGUUAUCUCAACCAGAACAAACAAAUUAUAAUCCGCAAUUAAUUCGUAUUGAUGAACGUACCAUGCAACUUCAUUUUACGCCGUUCUAUUUCGAGCUUUUAGAUACAAUGUCAAAUAUGAAAACCAAUAAUGAAUAUGAUCAAUCAGUAGAUGCUGCUUUCUUCUAA
Messenger RNA from Adineta ricciae, 777 nucleotides. The record is from the annotation of a GenBank genome assembly. Lineage: Eukaryota; Metazoa; Rotifera; Eurotatoria; Adinetida; Adinetidae.